This is a messenger RNA of Acanthosepion pharaonis, 1041 nucleotides long. The record is from the annotation of a GenBank genome assembly. Lineage: Eukaryota; Metazoa; Mollusca; Cephalopoda; Sepiida; Sepiidae.
AUGCUACUCUUUAUUUUAUUUCUGUCUUCCUCAUUUCUUUCUUUUUUCUUUCUUUUUUCUUUUUCAUUUAUUAUGAAUUAUUUUCUUUCUUUUUUUCCUACUCCGAUCGUAUUCUCAUUUCUUUUCUUUCUUUCUUUCUUUCUUUUUCUUUCUUCACUCUCACUUUCUUUUUCUUUCUUUCUUUCUUUCUUUUUUCUUCACACUCAUUUUCUUUUUCUUUCUUUCUGUCUUUCUUUCUUCACUCUCACUUUCUUUUUUUUUUUUCUUUCUUUCUUUCUUUCUUUCUUUCUUUUUUCUCACUUUCUUUUUCUUUCAUUCUUUUUUCACUCUCGUUUUCUUUCAUUCUUUCUUAACUCUUUCUUUCUUUACUCUAAUUUUCUUUUUCUUUCUUUCUUCACUCUCACUUUCUUUUUCUUUCUUUCUUUAUUUCUUCACUGUCACUUUCUUUUACUUUCUUUCUUUUUUCUUUCAUACUUUCUUUCUUCACUCUCGCUUUCUUUCUUUCUUUCUCUCUUUCUUUCUUCACUCUCACUUUCUCUUCUUUCUUUCUUUCCUUGUUUCUUUCUUCGCUCUCGUUUUCAUUCUUUCUUCACACUCGCUUUCUUUCUUUCUUCCUUCCUUUUUUCACUGUCGCUUUCGGUUUUUCUUUGUCCACUCUUUCUCUUUUCUUUCUUUCUUCACCCUCGCUUUCUUUCUUUCUUUCUUUCUUUCUUUCUUUCUUUCUUUCUGUUUCUCUUUCUGUUUUUUGUUCGAUUUCUUUUCUUUCCACCUUUCUUUAUUAUUGUAUUCUAUGUUUCUCUUUCAUUCAUUCUUCUUUUUCUUUUCUUUUUUCCUUCUUUUCUUUAUCUCUCCCUCCUCCUCCUCCUCCUCCUCCUCCUCCUCCUUCUCCUCCAUAUCUCUCCAUCUAUUUCCGAUUUUUUACCAGAAUUUAAACAGAAAAAGAUUACAAACGUUACACAUCAUUCAUGUCUCUUUCUAUACCCUCUUUUUAUCUAUCUAUCUAUCUAUCUAUCUAUCUAUCUAUCUAUCUAUCUAUUUUGA